Molecule: messenger RNA, 2785 nt
Organism: Aspergillus uvarum CBS 121591
Lineage: Eukaryota; Fungi; Ascomycota; Eurotiomycetes; Eurotiales; Aspergillaceae
Product: alpha-glucosidase
Exons: 2
Coding region: 308-2620 (770 amino acids)
Biological process (GO): carbohydrate metabolic process
Molecular function (GO): hydrolase activity, hydrolyzing O-glycosyl compounds; carbohydrate binding
Source: RefSeq, a predicted model, not a curated record
CCCGCGCUGACCUUGGCUGCAGGCUGCGAUGACGGUGUGGUUGCAGGUGAGGAAAGUCAUCCGAGCAGAGAUUCAACUUGAAUGCUACUUUUCCCCCGGAAUAGGGCUCUUGACGAGCCAUUCUUCUCUGCCCGCUUUAGACAAUGCCCUUCAAACGCCAGUUGAGUCUUGACUGACCCAUCGAGCAAGCCAUGUCGGCAAUGUUUCGUCCCACACGAGUUUUAAGACCUGAAAUCCCGCCGACAUGAAGCUAUAAAAUGCCGGACAACCCUCGAGUCAAGGUUGAAGAACAAACCAAGGCCACAACAUGACGCGCUCUCAUCUCGGCGCAUUGGGCGUCCUUGCGGCCUCCUUGUCUCUGGGACAAGCUCGCUCCACCUGGUCUUUGGGGAAUGGAUUCGAACUCGCCUGGCAGCCCGACCUGCACCAGGUGUCCAUCCUCCAACACAACCAGACCGUCCUCAGCACCGUGCCCGGGCAAAGCUUUCUCAGUGCUAGUGCCGGGCAAGAUCAGAUUGUCGACUCGAGUGGGAAUUUCAAGAUCACCAGUGUUGACCAGGGCCGCUGCCAGGGCCAGAACAUCACCGAUGUCGCGCGGUCGACUCGAUCAGACAGUCUGGGCCACGGAGUGACGGUGCAAGGCUACCUGCUCAACUGCAGCAACCAAGACAUCGCAUACUCGAGCAGCUUCUGGGUUCCAGCUAAUCUGUCCGAUCGGGUCGCCUUCGAGGCGACCGUGGAUGCAGGCCGCGAUGCCAGCGCGCCGAUGGAGCGACUCUACCUCACCUUCAACUCACACCCCUCAGAGGACUUCUAUGGCCUGGGAGCCCAGGCCUCCUUUGCCUCGAUGAAGAACCAGACCAUCCCAAUUUUCUCCCGUGAGCAGGGGGUCGGCCGUGGCGACCAGCCCUACACGGCCAUCGAGGAUUCGCAGAGUUUCUUCAGCGGAGGCGACCGCUACACCACCUACACUGCGAUUCCGCAGUACAUCAGCUCCGACGGCCACGUCUUCUACCUGUUGGAAGACGACAGCGCGUAUGCAGCCUUUGACUUUCGCGAUCCCGACAGCGUCACGGUCCGCUACGACGCGCUCACCGUGCAUGGACACUUCAUGAAGGCGAACAGCAUGCUGGAGGGCAUUACCAUGCUCACCGAGUACACGGGACGGAUGCCCUCGUUACCCGAAUGGGUGGACCAGGGCGCUGUCCUGGGCAUCCAAGGCGGCCAGGACAAGGUGAACCGCAUCGUCGAACAAGGGCUCCAGCACGACUGCCCCGUCGCGGCGGUCUGGCUGCAAGACUGGUCCGGCACGCACCUCCAAGCCGCGCCCUACGGCCAUAUCAACAUCUCGCGCCUGUGGUGGAACUGGGAACCAGACACGAGUCUGUACCCGACGUGGAGCGAGUUCGUGCAGGACCUGCGCAGCGAGCACAACGUGCGCACCCUCGCCUACGUCAAUCCCUUCCUGGCCAACGUGAGCAGCAAAUCCGACGGCUACCGCCGCAACCUCUUCCUCGAAGCCACCCAGCACCACUACACCGUGCAAAACACGACGACCAACACGACGGCCAUCAUCUCCAGCGGCAAGGGCAUUGACGCGGGCAUCCUAGACCUGACCAAUCCGGCCACGCGGCAGUGGUUCGCCGCCGUGCUGCGCGACCAGGUCUGGAGCGCCAACAUCUCCGGCUGCAUGUGGGACUUCGGCGAGUACACGCCGAUCACGUCCGACACGCGCCUCGCCCAUCUGGCCCCCGGCGAGGACGCAUUCCGCUACCACAACCGCUACCCGCGCGACUGGGCGGCCUUCCAGCGCGCUGUGGCGGCCACCACGCCCCUCGCCGCGGAGAUGGUCACCUUCCACCGCUCCGCCUCCAUGGGCGCCAACCGCCACAUGAACCUCUUCUGGGCGGGCGAUCAGGCCAUCACCUGGACUGUCAACGACGGGAUCAAGUCCGCCGUCACGAUCAUGGGCCAGAUGGGCAUCUCGGGCUACGCGCACAGCCACUCGGAUAUCGGCGGGUACACCACCAUCUUCGAGCCCCCGCACGUAUCCAACUCCUCCGGUGCGAUCUCCCGGUCCCCGGAGCUGCUGGGCCGAUGGGGCGAACUCGCCGCCGUCAGCAGCGCGUUCUUCCGGUCCCACGAGGGCAACGUCCCCCAGGUCAACGCGCAGUUCUACAGCAAUGCCUCCACCUACAAGUAUUUCGCGUACAACGCAAGGAUGUUCAAGGCUUUGGGUCCCUACCGGAGACACGUGCUGCGGACAGAGUCCGAGACGAAGGGGUGGCCGCUGCUGAGGAUGCCGGUGCUGUAUCACCCGGAGGAUGCGCGGGCGCGGCAGAUCAGCUACGAGAGUUUCUUUUUGGGGAGGGAUCUGUAUGUGGCGCCCGUGCUGGAUGAGGGGCAGCGCAAGGUGGAGGUGUAUUUGCCUGGAGGGGAGGCCCGUCGCUCGUAUCUGCAUGUGUGGUCUGGGGCCCGGUAUCGGGCGGGCCAGACGGUGACGGUGCAGGCGCCGUUGGGCAAGCCGGCGGUGUUUGUGGUCGAUGGGGCCAGUAGUCCCGAGUUGGAUGUGUUUUGGGAGUUUGUGAGGAGGGAGAAUGAGACGGUGCUGGGGGUUUAAUUAGGUUGCGUUGCUGGAGAGGGAGAUGCUGUACUGUUUUAUAGGUAGAUGGGGGGGUGAUCUGGACUGAGUGGUCGCAUUGGAGUGUAAGUUAGGCAUGUUAGGGCUUUCUUCACCGCUGCCCAUUUAUCGGUAUAAGAGUCUCUGCACCACAAUGGAUGGGGG